This is a messenger RNA of Dendroctonus ponderosae (mountain pine beetle), 2102 nucleotides long. RefSeq lists its product as uncharacterized. The transcript is spliced from 3 exons. Bases 161 to 1294 code for a protein of 377 amino acids. The record is from RefSeq and is a predicted model, not a curated record. NCBI's taxonomy places the organism in Eukaryota, Metazoa, Arthropoda, Insecta, Coleoptera, Curculionidae.
UGUCAGUAAGCUUCAUUCUGUCCACAGAUUCUGUCUUCUGGGAAAAUAAUGUUGAAAUGCAAACAAUAAUAGAAUUCCCUUAAUAGUAAUUUUCAAAAGAGAAUUGUUGAACAAUACUUUGUUGGGCCGAAUUAGAGCGUUGCCUUCGCAUUUAAAACCAAUGGGGGGCUGUCGGUGUUCCUACAAAAAUUGCACAAACACGACGAAAUCAGCAGAAAUCAAUUUCUUCCAGUACCCGGUAAAGCACAGAUCUAGGUGCGUAAAUUGGAUCGAAAAUUCCGAAAAGCCCGCCUUUUAUGACCUGGAAGAAGAUCAAUUAAGAAACAAAGUAAUUUGUGAAUCGCACUUUGAAGAAAAAUGGUUUCUCAACAGCCAAAGAAAGCGGUUAUUGCAUGGAGCAAUCCCAACAUUGGACGGUAAUUCAAAUCAUGUCCGAGACACUGCAUCUCCGAAUUCCAGAGAUGCUCCUGUUUAUUUACCCUCUAACUCUAACCAGUACAGUGAUGUGAAAGUAGUGCCUACCAACAAUGAUGGCACAGUCUUCGUGUUGGACACCGAAAAUAUGUUUACAAUAUCUCCGAAAAUUGAGUCAUACAUUAUUAAAAACGGAGUUCUGGUUCCCACCAAUUCAAACAGUGCGGUAAAAAAUACAACAGGUAGAUUCAUUAGGCAAUCAACCUCGAAUAGAUUUACAAAACCAUCCACCAGUACUGCAGGGUAUGUAAUGGGAGCAGAAACAGAAAUUGCCAACAUCAACACGCCGCCAGGCCCGUCAAAAACACUAUUAAAGGAAAAUUCGCACCAAAGCAAUUUUUUAAAAUCGGAAGUAGGAGAGGCUGAAACCGAGAAUGGGGACUUCUUCAGUCAUGAAGAACCAUCUGAGAAAAAAAUUGUUUCUGAGGACGUCAAGCACAAAGCGAAGCAAGGACAUACUAUUUCAAAUAACCAUGGACAUUCGAAGAGUGCCGUUACAAAGAACUAUUUACGGCAAAUUAAAAAACAUAGUCGAGACAUCGCCACCAUCAAACGAAUGCUUAAACAGAAACGAAUUGCUCAACAAGCUAAACCCUCUAUUAAAAACAUACUUGCUGAGCUGCAGCAGCACGUUCCAUCGAGUUUAUUUACAAUUAUAAGCUUGAUUUUAGGCGAAAAAAAUGAUCUAAAUGGCGAAGAUAUUGAAUUCUUUACAACGCUUCACCGAGCCUCUCCGGAAGUUUACCAAAUGCUUUCAGAUAAAUACAAGUGGAAUUUACCCAGCAUAGAGCUAGUAGUCGACACAACUGAACCAUUCUAAUUGAGAAAUUGCUGAUUAUUGAUAAGCUUCUUCUUCAGUCUUCUUUAUUGUGUAAUUGAAUAUAUCAAAUUUUUUAUUUCUCUUAAUUGUACAAGAUCAGGGUUGAACUGAUACAAAUACAAGUGAUUUGUAAGCUUAAUUUUCGAAGUCCUCGGUUUGUGAAGAAAGUAACUUUUUUAUUAACAGGUUGAACUCUCUGGUUGAUUUGAAUGCAAUUUUUACGGUUUAUUAAAUCGCCAACUGGACCAGUUAAUCAACCGCAUGAAUUUAAUUUAAAUGUCAAUUUACAAAAAUAUGUGCCUCUAAAACGAAGCACACCUAUGCUCAUAUGCCCCUAGGCUUUUAUCAUUUCAACUCUGAAACCCUAUGUAUACAUAGUGUUAACAGUGCCGAGAUUGGCGAUAGUCUAUCGAUGGAAAAAUUGAAGUCUAGAUAUAUAGUCCAAAUCUCUAUCUACAGGUCAAACGAUAUUGUUUGUUUUUUAUUAGCUACUUAUAUCUAGUCUUUUUAUUAUAUAAAUGAUGAACUUCGAAAUUGCCUACACCCCAUCACAAAUUGCAUUUUCUCAUAUGGGUUGUACAGUUCCGAAUGUAUCGUUCAGAUUGUUUAUAAUUGUCAUCAAAUUGAAGAAAAUUAAUUUUGUACCCAUUGUUUUAUGUAAUAGAUUAAUCAAGAGGGAACACCAUGUUUCCAUUGUGAUUACAUAGGAAGUUUGUUCAUUAUUUCAAAUCAAUUUCACUAAACUGAUCGUGACAUGUUUGCUGUUUAUUUCAAAUACCAACAUUUUUUAAUAAAAUUUAAAGAGGAA